Knipowitschia caucasica is the source of this 561-nucleotide messenger RNA. NCBI's taxonomy places the organism in Eukaryota, Metazoa, Chordata, Actinopteri, Gobiiformes, Gobiidae. The record is from the annotation of a GenBank genome assembly.
AUGGAGAACCUGAGGAAAGGGGAGGAAUCCGAGGAGGUGGAGAUUGACCUGGACUCGAGUGAAGACUGUGACAGCGGAGAAGAUCCCGAGGUCUUGUGGAAGAAGGCGCCCCCUGCGUUCCAAGAGGAGGACAGCAUCCACACGUCAGCGCUGGUGGAGAUCAGUGACACAAAACCAUUGAUAAACUCUAGAGACCCAAGAGGCAUCAACGACGCCCUCAAGGUGAACUUUGAGGAUGUGAUCGCUGAGCCGGCGGCCGUGCGCAGUGGGGACCGCGUGUGGCUUUGGAGUCACGCCCUGUUUGAAGUGUCCCGGGUCUGGAUCUACCGGGCGGCGUCCGUGCUGCUGGCCGUCCCCCUGUCAAUCAUCACUGGGCUGAUGUUUGCACUGCUCAGCUGCUUACACAUCUGGAUGGUGGGCCCGUGUCUCCAGUGUGUCCUCGUCGGCACUCGAUGGCUGCAGAGUUUGUGGAGCAUCGUGAUGGACGUCAUAGUUCAGCCUCUCUUUACGAGCGCGAGCCGGUGCUGCGGAGGCUUCAGUGUUCACCUGGCCAAAGAAUGA